Molecule: messenger RNA, 1685 nt
Organism: Aphanomyces astaci
Lineage: Eukaryota; Oomycota; Saprolegniomycetes; Saprolegniales; Verrucalvaceae
Exons: 2
Coding region: 97-1530 (477 amino acids)
Source: RefSeq, a predicted model, not a curated record
GGAUCAUAAGUUCUGAAUGCCUCGUCGGACUUCUCUGCUCUGAAGCGUCGCCACCAGCCUUUCCAUUGCCAUACUAGUAUCAUACCAACGGACCAGAUGAAUCACAUGGCCCGACGAGGAAGUACACCGUUACCCAUGUUCACCAACAGCAUCGACGAGAUUGUCCCCGAAUCGUCGAACGGCGCAACGACUACCCUUGCGCUGGCCUCUUCAAUUGCCAUGAGCAGCUGGUUGCGCUAUAAAGGGGGUUUCUUCAAAGGAUGGACAAUGUACUACUUUGUGCUAAGUCGUACGAACCAGUUGACGGCGUAUGCCACGGACGAGUACGAAGGCAAGGCGUGGAAAUUCCGUGUGCAAGCAAUGAUGGUGCAGCCUAAUCGGUCCGUGCAUUUGGGAUUCGUGGUCACGACGCUCAAAGACGGCGUCAUUGCAUUGGCCGCGACGAACGGGCAUGAGUACAAGCAGUGGAUUGAGGUGUUGUGUGAGAAGCAGCCGCUCCUGCAUCCGACGUUGACGCGGCAGGCGUUGGAGGCCCAAAACGCCCGAGACGCUGUGUCCGAGCGGGGGUCCCAUUCAACAGAGAUCUAUCUGUACGUUCCUACCGCCGUGAUUCCAUUACAAAGCGGACUUGUCGACCAAGCCAAGGACGAGAUAUUCACGCUGCAAAAGCACUUUGGGCAGAUUGUGCCGCAUCGAGGCAACGUCGACGACCCGUCGAUCCAUUGGCGCAUUAGCAAACCCGAGUAUGCGUUGCUCGACUUGUCUUUCUUGCAAGGCAAGACAUACAAUCACGUGCCGCAAUCCCUCGAAUGGAUGGUGCAGAACUUGAUGAAGAAAUGGGAAAUGGAAGUCAGCCACAAGGCCGACAUAGACCAGUGGACGACCGUCGACCCCGCCACGUUCAGUCUGAAAGUGAACAUGGGGCCUCCAGUGACCGCGUCCGACUUGCACACGAGUGGAAAGUACAACGGCCUGUUGUCCCAUUGUCCUCGCCAUGUGUACGAUGCGCACGGGUCGUCCAGGGGGCGGUCGUACUCGUCGUUUGCGUCGGCGUUCCCGGAUGGCUUUGCCUGGGAAGUGCUUCAAGUGUUUUCGGCGUUGCCGCGGGUAUCGUUUUCGUGGCGCCACUGGGGCCAUUGCACGGCCAGCGCAGACAAAACCUCGUCCGACUUGGUCGAGCUCACGGGGUUUGCGAUCGUCGAGAUCGACCCGAGUACGCGUAUCAACACCAUGGAGCUGUUCUUCAAACCCGAGCCGUUUCUCGACGCGUUGCGCCAAAAGAACUUCAGCGACGUCUCUGCGACGACGUCCACCCGCUCCCGCCGCGCGAGCGCCCCGCCUCCAGCGUUGGAGGACACAAUGAGAAGAGUGCCGCGGCGGUCCAUGCAAUUGGAACGACCUCCAUUGAACAUGUCGGACAACUCGGCGGCUAUUGUCGACGAGUUGCUCCGAUGCCCGCGGCAUAUCGCGGAUGUGGUCAGCACCAACGCACCACCGGUGCACCACAACGACUUUAUCAACACUCGAUAGCACGAUACAGAUUUUUCAAUAUUGUACAUCAUGAAUGAAUGCAUCCAACUGUGGGCAUGUUAGCCUGGUUCGGCACGCCUUGAUGGACAUGUGACCACUUUGCGCAGCUAAAACGAGGCAUUGUAUUGGUUAAUGCACAAAUUGCUUAUGCGCUA